AUGUUCUACACAACGGUCACUGUCCCUAAGCUGCUGGAUAUCCUACUGUCUGGAAACAACAUGGUGUCCUUCCUGCAAUGCUUGUCCCAGAUGUUCUUUUUUGCCUUUAUGAUAAGCGCUGAGGUGACUAUGUUGACCAUCAUGGCCUAUGAUCGCUAUGUUGCUAUAUGUAUUCCACUACAUUACCACCAUAUUAUGGGUAGGAUGAAAUGUUUUUGGAUCCUGAUCUUGGGUUGGGUAUCUGCCGCCAUGAAUUCCAUUUUCUUGACCAGUUUUGCUUCAACCAUCACUUGGUGUCACCCCAAGAAAAUCCAACACUUCUACUGUGAUGUGAAAGCUCUGGCCAAGAUCUCCUGUCCUGACUUAAGACUCUAUGUAGUCAUCUACCUGGAUACGCUGUUAUUUGGGUUCCUUCCAUUCACUAUUAGUUUGAUGUCUUACAUUAGGAUUCUCAAGGUCAUCUUGAGCAUUGCUUCCACCGAAGGCCGGAGAAAAGCCUUCUCCACCUGCUCAUCUCACCUCAUCGUCCUUCUCUUCUUCUAUGGUACAGGAGUUUGUGUCUAUAUAAGACCCCCAACCCAAUACAAAGAAGAACCAGAACAGGUCUUCUCUAUACUAUACACCAUAAUAACUCCUGCCUUAAACCCUCUGAUCUACAGUCUACGGAAUAAAGAAGUAAAAGAAGCUUUAAUGAAACUUGUAAGAUUUAUGUCAAAAUAA
This is a messenger RNA of Hyla sarda, 720 nucleotides long. RefSeq names its product olfactory receptor 10A7-like. The transcript has a single exon. Bases 1 to 720 code for a protein of 239 amino acids. Gene Ontology annotation, cellular component: membrane. Gene Ontology annotation, biological process: G protein-coupled receptor signaling pathway. Gene Ontology annotation, molecular function: G protein-coupled receptor activity; olfactory receptor activity. The record is from RefSeq and is a predicted model, not a curated record. Lineage: Eukaryota; Metazoa; Chordata; Amphibia; Anura; Hylidae.